CCUUAUGUAGCAGCCAAUCUGACGACAUUCAGAAAUGAACAACAUGCGAUUCAUACGAUCAAGAAAUUAAUGAGAAAAAGAAAGAAAUUGCCAGUUGGUGAUGGAAUGAACUUCAACGUUGGAAUGGCUCUACUGACAGCACACGAAUUGCUGCAGAGAGAGGCUCGUGCACACCAACCUGCAAUGGUUAUACUCUUCUCAGCAACCGAUGUGACUUGCCGUCCGCUCAUUAAAAACGGUCGACAACACAAACAGCGAUAUGGCUAUGAUGAUCCAUGUCAAGUGAGUGUACUGCUGAAUGAGGAAAACAACGUGCUGGCAACAGUUGGCUUUAAAUUCGGUGGUGUUGGAUAUUAUCCGAAGAUCGAAAUCGCCAAACAUUGCUACGCUAUCAACAACACAAUCAAUCUGUCAUCGGAUUUGAAACAUCUCAUUUGCCAAGCCAAUUGCUUCUGUCCACCGCCGUACGUUCAAUACAAGAAUACAGAGCAAUGUGUAAACUAUCGAGAAUGUGUUUUCGCUCAUGCUAUAGCUUUGCCGCAUGAAGAGGCUACAAGGACGUGCCAGGAUGAUGAAGCCGAACUGGUCAACAUUUUCGAUGCACUAAAACAACAGUUCGUCGAUGAUUUGCACCAAGAUAGCAAUUAUAUUCCAUAUUGGAUAGGCCUAAAUCAAGUCAACGGCGAAAUGUGCUGGCCGCUGGGUGAAAAAGUAGUUUCAUUUUUUAAAAAUUUAUUCUCUUCUCUUCCUGAAGAUGAUUCUGAUGAUUCAGCUGUUGUUUCGCUUUCUGCACAAAGUUUCUCACUUUGGAACGAUACGCUCAAUGUGAACGGACAAGUUUGUGUAAUUGCCAAAGUGGGCGCUGAUGGUAAGACCAGCUGGGUACCGAGUGAGUGCACGAAAUACAACGCAAACUACUUCUCAUGUCAAAAAUCGACGUGUGAUACGGAUAAUGGUUGUGUGGUAAGAGAGGAGAACUACGAUGACAGUUACGAGGACUAUUAUGGCUCCGAUGAAAGUUCGGAGGAGGACGAGGACGACAACGAGAACGGGAAGACUAGAGUGAAAUGA
Anisakis simplex (herring worm) is the source of this 1071-nucleotide messenger RNA. The record is from the annotation of a GenBank genome assembly. Lineage: Eukaryota; Metazoa; Nematoda; Chromadorea; Rhabditida; Anisakidae.